CGCAGACUGACAUCCCUGGCGGUGCUGGGCUGGCCUUGCGGCGCGGGCCUUUCUGUUGCCCCGCGGAGCUAGAGUGAGGACAGGGAUGUAGCUCUAAGGCUUUUUUCUGCUUUUAAAUGGUUUCCAGCAGUACUGCACAGUGAUGAUACCGACUUUUACCACCUUUUAUUAAUAUUGACGCGGUUUGGGUGUUUAGCUUUUGCAAGGAAUGGGAAAUUCGGGAUGGGGAUUUGGGGUGUGAGAAAAUGUGAUUUAUAAUGUUUAAAACUGUUCCAUGCACAAAUGUAAGUGAUUCACCCACAUUAUUGAACCCCACGAAGUCCUACCCUUCUUGUCCGUAUUCCUAUCCCGACCUCGUCUGUACCGUUAUUACCCAGCUUGGGUUGGAGGAGAUGCAGUUCUGCUCUUACUCAACGAGGAAUUUUGUUGUCAGAGACUAAAAGGAGGUUGUCGUAAUUGACUUUAAGCAGCAAACAGUAAAACACUGAGCUCUUCAGCUCCACCUUCCUUGCUCUGAGAAUUGGAAAACCAAGAAGGUUUUGAUGUUUUGUGUGGCGCCACCUGAAUCAGAAGCCAAGAUGAACAUAACCAAAGGGGGUCUGGUGUUGUUUUCGGCAAAUUCUAAUUCAUCAUGUAUGGAGCUUUCAAAGAAGAUCGCUGAGCGGCUGGGGGUGGAGAUGGGCAAAGUGCAGGUUUACCAGGAGCCUGACAGAGAAACAAGAGUACAAAUUCAAGAGUCUGUGAGGGGGAAAGAUGUUUUCAUCAUCCAAACUGUUUCAAAGGAUGUGAACACCACCAUCAUGGAGCUCCUUAUCAUGGUGUACGCGUGUAAGACCUCCUGUGCCAAAAGCAUCAUCGGCGUGAUCCCCUACUUUCCUUACAGCAAACAGUGCAAGAUGAGAAAGAGAGGCUCCAUUGUUUCUAAACUGCUAGCUUCCAUGAUGUGCAAAGCUGGUCUGACUCAUCUUAUUACUAUGGAUUUACACCAGAAGGAAAUUCAGGGCUUCUUCAAUAUUCCUGUUGAUAAUUUAAGAGCAUCUCCCUUCUUAUUACAGUAUAUUCAAGAAGAGAUCCCGGAUUACAGAAAUGCAGUGAUCGUGGCCAAGUCUCCAGCCUCGGCUAAGAGGGCACAGUCUUUUGCUGAGCGCCUGCGACUGGGCAUCGCGGUGAUUCACGGAGAAGCGCAGGACGCCGAGUCCGACCUGGUGGACGGGCGGCAUUCCCCGCCCAUGGUCAGGAGCGCCGCCGCCAUCCACCCCAGCCUCGAGAUCCCCAUGCUCAUCCCCAAGGAGAAGCCCCCGAUCACAGUGGUCGGUGACGUGGGAGGAAGGACCGCCGUCAUUGUGGACGACAUUAUUGAUGAUGUGGACAGCUUCCUCGCUGCAGCAGAGACCCUGAAGGAAAGGGGUGCGUAUAAGAUCUUCGUGAUGGCGACUCACGGCUUGUUAUCCUCCGACGCCCCUCGACUGAUCGAGGAAUCUGCCAUCGAUGAGGUGGUGGUUACCAAUACAGUUCCACACGAAAUCCAGAAGCUCCAGUGCCCCAAAAUUAAAACUGUGGAUAUAAGCAUGAUCCUUUCAGAAGCCAUCCGUCGGAUUCACAAUGGACCCUGCACAUUCUCAACGCAUAGUCACUUGACUGCAGCAGGAGAGGAAUUGGAGCACCAGCUGUGAGCCACUGGGGCAGGGUUUUACGGAAGUGUGUGAUGACUCACUAGCUGACUGUCCAGAGAUUUCAGUUGCCACGAACAACAAAGAAUACAGACUUCACAAAAUCAGUUUUGAAAAGCCACUAUGCAGACAAACCCUGUGGAGGGAGAAGAAUCUGAUUUCCAGACUUUCACAUUAUAAUAUUUAAAAUACCAGUUUUCAACAACAAGAAAAAAUUCCGAGGCAUGUAGAGAAACAGGAAGGUUGGGCCCAUACACGGCAUCUUCCUUGAGGAAGCCCAGACUUUAGACCUACUAGACAGAGACUUUAAGUCAACUCUUUCAAACAUGCUCGAGAGCUAAAGGAAAUCAUGGGGAUUAUGUCUCACCAAAUGGAGAACAUCAAUAAGGAGAGAGAAAUAAUAAAAAUGAACCAGACAGAGAGGAUUUGAGGAAGAUGGUGGAGUAGGAAGCACCAGGAAUCUGUCUCUCCACCUAGACAGUUGCAGUGGCAAAUACAUCUGAUGAUUUUGGAAUUCUGGAGUCUAUUGAAGGUUUGCAAUUUCCAGGGGAAGUGUUGCACAGUAGAUUAUAGCUAAUUUUGGUCAAAACCAGCUCUUAGUACAGUUGGAGAUACCCGGCCCCCACUCCCACCCCUGUGGCAGGCAGCUCUGCACAUGCUUCUGGAGUAGUCUGCACCAGCUUGUGGGAGCCAGGAUAGGCAAAAAGGCCCCGUCCUCCAGAUAGCAGGAAUCUGUGCUCUGAUAGCUGAUGUCGGCUUCUGAUCACAGAAGUGCAAAGAGGCUGGUAGCCAUUGUUACGUCACCUCCCCCACUGUUGCAAGCUCCUCCUCCUCCAGUUGAAGAAGGAACAGUGCCUAACUCAUGCUGAGGCCAGCAUUACCCUACUACAAAAAACAGAGACAUUGUAAGAAAGAUGAAGCAAAGUCCAGUAUCUCAAGAACAUAGGUGCAGAGAUCCUCAACAAAAUAUUAGCAGAACAAUUCCAACAGUGUAUAAAAAGAAUUAUGCAUAACCAAGUGGGUUUAUCCCAGAUAUGCAAGGCUGUCUCAACAUUUGAAAAUCAACUCGUGUAAUCCAUCACAUCAACAGACUAAAAAAAGAAAAAUUACAUGAUUAUAUCAAUUGAUGCAGAAAAAUCAUCUGACAAAAUCCAACAUCCAUUCAUGAUAAAAACUGAGUGACAUAGGAGUAGAGAGGGGCAUCUCCUCAUCUUGUUAAAGAAUAUCUUCAAACAAACUACAGUGAACAUCAUACUUAGUGGUGAGAAACGAGAAGCUUUCCCACUAAGAUCAGAAAUAAGGCAAGGAUGUCUCCUCUCAUCACUCUUUUUCAACAUUGUACUGGACAGCCAAGCUAAUGCAAUAAGAGAAAGAUUUAAAAGGUACACAAUUGGGAAGGAAGAAAUAAAACUGCUUUGUUCUCAGAUAAUAUGAUCAUCAAUGUAGAAAAUCUGAAAGAGUAACAAUGCCUCCACCCCAACUCGGAACUAAUAAGUGAUUAUAGUUAGAUUGCAGGAUACAAAGUCAAUUGGUUUUCUAUAUACCAGCAAUGAAUAAGUGGAAUUUGAAAAUAAAGGUACAAUGCCAUAUACUUUAGCACCACAAAUAUGACAUACUUAGGUAUAAAUUUAACAAAAUAUGUAUAAGAUCUAUAUAAGGAAAACUGCAAAACUGAUGAAAAAUCAAAGAACUAAAUGAGAGAUAGUCCAUGUUCAUGGAGAGGAAGACUAAUUGUCAAGAUGUUCUUUCGAACUUGAUCUAAAGAUUGAGUACAAUCCCAGGGACUUCCCUGGUGGUGCGGUGGUUAAGAAUCCAACUGCCAGUACAGGGGAUACGGGUUCGAGCCCUGGUCUAGGAAGAUCCCACAUGCCACAGAGCAACUAAGCCCAUGCGCCACACUUACUGAGCCUGUGCUCUAGAGCCCACGAGCUACAACUACUGAAGCCCAUGCACCUAGAGCCCAUGCUCUGCAACAGAGAGAAGCCACCGCCAUGAGAAGCCCACGCACCACAACGAAGAGUAGCCCCCGCUCACCACAACUAGAGAAAGCCUGUAUGCAGCAACAAAGACCCAGUGCAACCAAAAGUAAAUAAAUAAAAAGAGUCAAUGGAAUCCGAAUCAAAAUCCCACCAAGUUAUUUUGUGGAUUUUGACAAACUGAUCCUAAAGUUUACAUGGAGAGAGAAAAGCCUCAGGAUCACCAAUACAGUAUUGAAGGAGAAGAGCAAGGUUGGAGUAUUCACACUACCCCACUUCAAGACAACUCCAAAACUAAAGCGUAUAGACCGAUUGAACAGAGCACCCAGAAAUAGACCCACAUAUAUAUAGUCAACCAGUCUUUGACAAAGGAGCAAAGGCAACAUAGUGGACCAAAAAUCAUCUUUUCAACAAGUCGUACUUGAAUAGCUGGAUAUUUACAUGGAAAAAAAAAUGAAUGUAGACGUAAGUGUAAAAGUCAAAAACAUAAAAACUCCUAGAAGAAAACCUAGAUGACCUUGAUAUGGCAGUGACUUUUUAGAUAUGACACCAAAGGGAUGGUCCAUGAAAGGAAUAAUUGAUAAACUGGAAUUAACUAAAAUUAAAAACUUUUGCUCUGUGAAAUGCACUGUUAAGAGAGUAAAAGACAUGCCACAGGCAGAAAAAUCUUUGGAAAACACUUAACUGAUAAAAGACUGGUAAAAAGAACAGUUAAAUCUCAAUAAUAAGAAAACAAUAGCCCGAUUAAAAAUUGGGCUGAAGACCUUACAGACACCACCAAAGAAAAUAUACAGAUGGCAAAUAAGCAUAUGAAAAGAUGCUCUCUAUUAUAUGUCUUCAAGGAACUAAAAAUUAAAACAAUGAGAUACACUACACACUUAUUAGAAUGACCAAAAUCUGGAACACUGACAACACCAAAUGCUGACAAGGCCGUGGAGCAACAGGAACUCCGUCAUUGCUAGUGGGAAUGCAAAAUAACCACUUUGGCAGGAAACUAAACACACUUUCACCAUGUUAUCCAGCAAUCAUGCUCCUUGGUAUUUACCCAAAGUAGUCAAAAACACGUCCACAUAAAAACCUGCACAUGGAAUUUUAUAGCAGUUUUAUUCAUAAUUGCCAAAAUUUGGACGCAAUCAAAAUGUCCUUCAGUAAGUGAGUGGAUAAAUAAACUGUGGUACUUCCAGACAGUGGAAUAUUAUUCGAGCAGCAAAAAGAAAUGAGUUAUCCAUGAAACGAUGUGGCGGAAACUAAAAUGAAUCUUAUUAGACAAUCUGAAAAAAGCUAUAAUACUAUACGACGCCAACUAUAUGACAAUCUUUAUGGAGACUAAAAGAUCAGUGGUUGCCAGGGGUUGGUGGGGGGAUGGAGGGAGGACUAGAGAGAGCACAGAAGAUUUUUGUGGCAGUGAAAAAUACUCUAUGAUACUAUAAUGCUGGAUAUAUGUCAUUAUACAUAUGUCUAAACCCACAGAAUGUACAACACCAAGAGUAAACCCUGAUGUAAACUGUGGACUUCGGGUGGUGGUGAUGUGUCCAUGUAUGUUCACCAAUUGUGACAAAUGUACCACUCUGGUGGGGUUGCUGAUAAUGGAGAAAUUGUGCAUGUUGGGGGCUGGGGCCAUGUGGGAAAUCUCUGUACCUACUGCUCAGUAUUGCUGUGAACUUAAAACUGCUCUAAAAAAAUAAAG
Messenger RNA from Globicephala melas (long-finned pilot whale), 5333 nucleotides. It is a transcript of the gene PRPSAP2, whose product is annotated as phosphoribosyl pyrophosphate synthetase associated protein 2. The record is from RefSeq and is a predicted model, not a curated record. Gene Ontology annotation, biological process: 5-phosphoribose 1-diphosphate biosynthetic process; purine nucleotide biosynthetic process. Gene Ontology annotation, cellular component: ribose phosphate diphosphokinase complex; cytoplasm. Gene Ontology annotation, molecular function: ATP binding; magnesium ion binding; ribose phosphate diphosphokinase activity. NCBI's taxonomy places the organism in Eukaryota, Metazoa, Chordata, Mammalia, Artiodactyla, Delphinidae.